Messenger RNA from Moneuplotes crassus, 1433 nucleotides. NCBI's taxonomy places the organism in Eukaryota, Ciliophora, Spirotrichea, Euplotida, Euplotidae. The record is from the annotation of a GenBank genome assembly.
UAGAAAUAAUAAAUGCUAGCACCAUUCAAAAGGAUGCGAAAUAGGUCUCUGUACAACAGAUCGAAUACCAAAUCUAUGAAUUUAGAAGCCCAUUGAUGACCGAGCAGGCGCUUGAGAAUGCCUUUAAAGACUACCAUAAAGGAGUUUGAAUCAGGGGGAACCUUAUCUACAAAGUGAAUGAAAUAGAAUCGAGGAGACUCCAGACCAGAGUCUUAUGAUUUCGAAGGAGUCAAGCUACAGCCCAGAGAAAGAUCGCCGCGGUCUGAUCAUAAAUAAUUCAAAAAGUUCAAUUGCAAAUGAAGUCAAAAUUUAUAAAAUGAUGAAAUAGCAUUCCAAAUUUUCUGUUUAGCUCUGAAGAGGAGUCACCCGAAGAAGAGGUCCACGAGAAAGAUUUCCAAAAACUGCAGAAUAUGUUUCAAGAGAAAGCUCAGAUUAACUGGAAAUAAAAUCUCUGAUUUUAUCUUCCACCAGAGUAAAUAAAGAGCUUAGGAGCAAACUUAAGAUCAUCAACCAGAGACUUUACAAUGACCAAAAACGGCUCUCAAAAAUGGCAGCGAGGAGCAAAGCUAUCAGUCAAAAUUUAGGAAUAGAUCGAACUAAUAUCAAAGUAACAAAUCUCACCUCAAAUAAAAAUAUUAACGAUGAUGGAGAAGUGUCUUCUGACUUCACUCCAUUUGCAGAACCCAGCAACAUCCCUCCCGUUUUAAAUAAAUACAGGAAAAAGAAGAUCAAGGUCCGAUGUACACUCCAAAAUCUCCGUCCUGUCUUACCUGCUGGAAGACGGCAUAAAAUUAUUGUGAAAAACCCAGCUAAAAUACAUCUUAAAUAAGAAAUCAGUCAGAAGGUACAAAAAGCUACAUAUUAAAGACCGGCCUAUCAGUACAAUAGUUCAUGAUAAAACUCUGAAGCCAGAUUCUCUGCUGCGUCGCAGCCUAGACCCUCGCUGUAAGAAUGCACAGAGGAUCAGGAACAAUAAUCUAACUACCAAUUUCCAUAAAUAGAAAUCUUUCUAUGGAUGAAUGAGUUGAUUUAAGACAAAGUGACAAUAACAUCUCUAAAAUGUCAAAGCAGGAAGAAAUCCCACAAGGGAUUUCUUCCUGCUUUGAGGUUCAGAAUGAAUCUAUUCAAGAUAUUUCUCAAGGAAAAAUAUUCGGAAAAAGCACCAAUGAGUGCUGGAAAAGAGAGUUCCAAAGCACUCACUCUACAAACAUUUUCUCAAGGGAUUUGAAGAAUGAUUGAAGGCCUAAAGCCGAGCCAAGGGCUCGGCUUCGGGCUCCUAAAAGUUCGAAGCGAUCGAAAAGAAAGCCCUUGAAAUAUUUGAAAAGUCCUAUGUUCUCAUUUAGCUAUAAUAAGCAGCAAAAGCAGAAAAUCUCACAGCUGAAGAGGGUGUUACAAAUCCAAAGUAUGGACUAAAGUAGUUGAAAGCAUUCAAU